AUGGUCCAGGAGGGAGAUGACGGCGAAGCUGAUACCAUCAAGUCCGAGUUCAACAUCCCCAACGAUGCCCAGACAUCCCUCACGGAAUCCGCUGUGCAGGAGAUCUUCUGGGUAGUCGAGGAUUGCGAUGAGAUUCGAUCUAUCGAGGUGAAGGGUCGGUUCAUCAAGACCAGUAGCAGUGGCGUCCACUUCCUCGUGAUGACACUUGAUGCCGAAUUCAUGGAAAAAUACAAGUUCACUAUCCCUCGUGUGACCAGGGAGGGCGCAGAUGUGAACGUCUUUUUUGACCUCCCGCCACCACCUUCUGCAAAAGGAACAAAGGACAACAUGUUUUGGAAGGCAGCCGUCGCGCCUGUACACAUCCCUGAGCAACCUCAUGACGGCAACUUGGUUCUCAAAGUACGAGAACCACUUGCGGAUGCACCCGCCGGUGCCGUGGAGGUCAAGUCAUUCGCGUCCUACUCUGAGGGAGAAGAGCACCCCAUGGUUUCCAAACGUCGUGUGGCCGCGAUUGGAAAGGUCUUCCAGUACACGACUGAUGCGCCAACUCAGGACAAGAAGAAGAGGAAGAGGCUGGAUGAUGAUGAUGACGACGACGAUGACACUGACAGUGAAGAUGACAAUCAAGAGACUAGCGAAGCAAACCCCGACACAUCUACCAAAGCCGAUAAGAUGAAUACGGUUGCGAAGCCCAUCAAGGCCAACGGCACCCAGAAACCCACACUGACUCAGAAGGACAUCGAUCAUCUCUUCAGCAUGAAUCUCUUCCUUAAAGAUUUCCUGUUGGGUCGAGGAUUCAAUUCGCUUCUCCUGCGUGAUGACAUCGAUGAUCUCACCAGCCAACUCUCCCAGACAGCUCUGCAUUCUGCUGACGGAGGACGGUCUCUCCCUCAGAUGCCCAAGGUUGACUUUUUCCAUGGCACUGAUCUCCACAUGAUCGAGGUGGUUCUUUCCAGACUUCGCCCUGACGCAAAGGAUCGAUUCACCAGAUACGUGAAGCUUAUUCCUCUGGGAUUGAUCAGCAUCUUCGGGUUUGCUGGCUCUGGCAAGACUAAGACACUCGCAAUCACCGCCCAUCUCUUUCUCACUAAGUUUUCUCUUGUCUACGCAUCCGUUCCAACACAUGUGGCAACGACCAACUUCGCUUCAAGAUGUUACCGUGUUGGAAGAGAUAUCGUCGAGGCCUACAACAACACUGUCCCGCGAAUACCCAACGUCAGGCAAGCGGAAACAAAUAAAAGAUACUAA
Messenger RNA from Fusarium vanettenii 77-13-4, 1248 nucleotides. RefSeq lists its product as uncharacterized. The record is from RefSeq and is a predicted model, not a curated record. NCBI's taxonomy places the organism in Eukaryota, Fungi, Ascomycota, Sordariomycetes, Hypocreales, Nectriaceae. The transcript is spliced from 4 exons. Bases 1 to 1248 code for a protein of 415 amino acids.